Messenger RNA from Paramecium pentaurelia, 1973 nucleotides. NCBI's taxonomy places the organism in Eukaryota, Ciliophora, Oligohymenophorea, Peniculida, Parameciidae. The record is from the annotation of a GenBank genome assembly.
AUGAUUACAAUAAGUGGGUUUCCAUAAGUAAGUAAUUUAUUUAUUAAAGGAUGUUAAUGAGGAAAUUUUGUAUGAAAUAUUUUCAAUAUAUGGCAAAAUUAUAGAAAUAACAAUUAAUAAGGAAUAUUAUGAAUUAUAAAGUGCUAUAAUUGAAUUUGCAGACUCCAUAUCAACUAAUUAAAUUAAAAUUGAAUAGAAAGAAUUUAAAAUAAAUAAUAAUAUUCUAAAGGUUUCACUUCAUGAUGAUUAAAGUUAAGAUGAGUUUAAAACAACUUAUUUAUUUGUAAAUAAUAUUCCAUCAGAUAUCACAUAAGAGUAAUUGUCUAUCUUUUUUGAAUAAUUUGGACCAGUGUUUAAUUGUAAAAUAAAGAAAUAAAAUUAUUUGAAUCAUAAGCCUUAAUUGUAAUAUAGUAUUCUAUAAUAUAGUUCGGGUUUUGUGGAAUACAAGAAUCCUUAGACAACUAUAGAUUUGAUGGAAAUAUAUUUAAGAUAACCAUUAAAGGUUAAUGGUAAAAUUCUAAUCAUCCAACCUUUUAAAGAUAAAUCUCAAUCAAGAACUUCAAUAUAAAUGAUAAUUUAAGGUUUUUGUAGAAAGUUGAAUUAGACAGAAUUAAAUAUUGUUGGAAUUUAGAGAUUCAUUGAAUUGACUUGGGAAUUAUUAAUAGUAGAUUAUUUUAAUUAAAGAAAAUUGUAAUUGAAAAAUUGUUUUGUGAAAAUGAAAAAUGAUUAACCUUAUAUAAUAUUGAUGCUACCAACAUUAAGUGAUACUAUAAAAUUUAUGAAAUUAGCAGAUUAAAUUCAAAGUCAUCCUUGUUUUUAAUAUGAUUCUGAUUAAAUACCAAAAUUAUAUCAAAAUUUUUGUAUUGAUUAAUGUUUAUCUUAAACAUUUUAAUAGUUUUAAAAAUAAGAUAAUGUAUCAAAUGAAUAAUUUAAAUAAAGAUAAUCUUAAGGAUAUUUUAAUGGUAAUUUCUCUUAAUUUAGUUGCAGAUAUCAUUUCAAUAAUUAAGAUUAUUAUGAUGAUAGAAUAUUAGUAAUAUAAAAUUUAAAACACUCAGUUACUAUUGAAUAAAUGAAAGAGUUUAUUCUUUAAUUUGGUUUGAUAAAAUCAUUAUUAAUUAGUAAUGAUUUAGAUUAAAAACUUAAAGAUAAAAUACUUAAAUAGCAAAAUCAAACUGUAUGUUUUGUAUUAGCAUUGACCUCUUUUGAUGCUUAAUUGAUAUUGUAGGAAUAUGAAAACAAGACAUAGGGAUGUUAAUUAUAGAAAUUUAAUAUUUCAGAUUCUCAAAUAAAAAUACAAAAACUUCACUAUAAACAUAAUGAUUAUGAAAAGAUAUUGAGUGAAUUGUAUGAAGAGAUAUUUCGUAAAAAGGAACUUUAAACAUUGGUGAUUAAAAAGAAUGAAUUGAAAAGCAAAGAAUAUUUUAAAAGUUUUGAUUAAGUAAUAGAAGAAAAGUAAGAUUUUUUAUAGUUAAGUAUUCUUGACUAAAAGUAUAUAGUAUAGUAAUUAAUUUAUUAAAUUGUGGCUAAUUAAUCUCAUUUAAAUUUGGUAGAUCAAAAGAGAAUGUCAUGUAUAUUGAUUAUUAUGUAUAUUAGGUUUAAUAAUUAAUAAACAUUAGAAAUUUGAUGAUAUAUUUGAACUAUAUUAAAAUCUUACAAAAUUUAUAUUAGAAAUAGAAGAAGCUGAGAAUAUCAUAAUUUUAGAUUUGCAUUAAGAAGUCAUUUAAUAAUAUUCAACUUUAGAUGAUAUAAUGAAUAAUUUUGAAGCAUUUUAUUCUUUAAAGGAUGACUAAAAGAUUAAUGUUAUUAAGUUUCUUAUGAAAUAACAUAUAAUAAAAGAAUAAUAAAUGGUUGAUAAUGAGGCAAGCAAAAUUACUAAAUAAAUAAUGAAAUAGUUUAAUUAUAAAAUACAAGAUUUAAUAUGUUUAUUAGAAGAUAAUAAGGAAUUCUUGAAUGUUCUGAAUAAGAUGAAAUGA